Eruca vesicaria subsp. sativa (arugula) is the source of this 528-nucleotide messenger RNA. The record is from the annotation of a GenBank genome assembly. NCBI's taxonomy places the organism in Eukaryota, Viridiplantae, Streptophyta, Magnoliopsida, Brassicales, Brassicaceae.
AUGUCCACAAAAGGAAUCUUACACAAAGAUCUUGAGCUUCUCAUUGAUGAUGAAAGAGAGCUCCCCUUGGCGCUCAAGAAAGACCAUAACUUCGUUCAGACAACAAUAAACCUAAUAGAUUACAAGACAAGCAACAGCAACAUUAGCUUGAAACAACAUUGCUCUUGUUGCGGAGAGUGUUUGAAGAACAACAGUUCUUUCCUUGCUCCUGCUCCUUCUCCAAGGGUUCCCUACAACAAGCUGUCUGAGAAUGAAUAUGAGUUUAGGGUUUUGGAUGUGGACAGAACACUGAGUGUUGUAAGAGGAGGUAACAUUUUCUUUGGGACUCCUCUUAGAAAACUCCCUUCUGGCAUGGGUGAUUCAAACGAUGAAUCCAUCCUUCAUCAGCUCAAGAAAGAGUGCCAAAGAAUGAUGGAUGAACAAGAAGCUUUGCAGUCUAUGAGUAGUGACUUGGAAAAGAAGGAAGAGGAGAUUAAGGAGCUUGAAGAUGAACUUGAGGCUUACAAAGAGAGACAUAUGGAUGUUUAA